AUGACGUCACGCCGCCCCUCCCUGCUCCCCCCCGGUCGAGAAAGCCGUUCCAGCUCCGUCGAUGGGCGGCGCCGCUCCAGUGUCAGGCUGUCCAGUGCGCAGCUGGAGAACAUGAGGGCGUCUCAGGAGGAACAGCACCAGCAGACGGAAGGCGCAGGAGACGAGCUGGAGGAUGAGGAGGAAGAGGAGGAGGAGGAGGAGGAGGAGGACUUGUACCAAAUGGACCAGCAGUCGACUGAGCUGUCUGCUGACUACUGGCAGAUUCACAAGAUGGUCAAGUACCUGAAGGUGGGGAACGCCACGUGCACGACCCUGGCUCUAGUGGGACUGAAGGAGUGUGGCCUCCACCAGGAGUCUAGCCAGCUCGCUCUCAAGGCCGUCGGGGGUCUGGAGGUCCUCCUCAACAUACUUAGGACUCGAAAUCUGCGCUGCAAUAUCGGGGCCCUGCAAGUACUGGAAUCUGCGUGUGGACACAUCACCACUAGGAACACCGUGUACAAACUAGGUGGUAUACAGGUACUGCUAGGUCUGGUUGGGCACACUGUUGUACAGGUGCGCGGCCUGGCAGCGUCCGUGCUCGCCCAGGUGUGCGCCCUGCCCUCCGCGCGGUCCGCUCUCAUUCGGGACAACGGCAUCCCCCCCUUGUCACAACCGCCAGACACUGUACCUAAAACUCCAGCCAUUCCUAAAGCACUUCUUGGCCUUCGUCAGGUGAAGCUCCUCCGCGUCGACACCAUCACCCUCCUCGGCAACCACGACACAGCCAUGGCGGUGGAAGGGGCGGCCAGGGCUCUGUGGGCGUGCAGUGUGUCUCGGGCGGGGCGAACUGCACUGCUGCGGGCUGGUGGACUGGAGAUGGUGGGCGGGCUUUUGGGCGUGGCUCGUCCUAGCCUCCUUGUCCCGGUCGUGGGCGUCCUGCACCAGUGCGUGGCUGAGGCUGUGUUCCGAGAGCGCGUCGAAUCUGCCGGCUACACGUCCGCCCUGGUCAAGCUGUUGCACUCACCGACGCCGCAGUUGCAGAUCCUCGCCACGAAGGCCAUAGCGAGGUGCUCCGUGCUGGAGGCCACCAGUUCUCGUCUGGUACGUGAGGGCGGCCUGGAAAUGCUGGUCAACAUGCUGCGUCGGGAGGCCAAGACCUACGUCGACGUCCUCAUCGAGAAGGACCUCGCCUUCGCCAGGGAGUACGGGCUGGUGAUCGACGCCCCGGGGGUUCCUCGCUCCAGAAAGGCGUCCAUGAUGCCUGACGGCGCAGGUCGCGAGGGCGCGUCUCUCCUGGAGGCGGGUCCCGAGGGCGCCGCCCCAGCCCUCGAGGGUGCCGGCGACGCAUCCAAGGGCGCUCCCGUCGACGUCACAGUGAGCGUGGCGGGCGAGGGCGAGGGAGGCGCGGCCGAGGGCGGCAACAGUGAGCUCCUGGAGGCCGUCGCCGAGGCCAUGUGGCACGUGUCGUCGCUGCCCGAGCACGUCGUCGUGGUCAAGGAGCUGACGGCUGUGCCCGUGCUGGUGGCGCUGCUGCAUCACAACGACGAGAAGGUGCUGACGAGCGUGGUGGGGGGCCUCGGCGAGGCGGCCGGCGACCCUGACUGCUGCACGAUCCUCCUGAGGGGCGGGGGCGUGACCACGCUCAUCCAGCUCCUCCGAAGGACGUCGGACAAGUUGCUGCUGAACGUGACGCGCGCGCUGGGGGCUUGUGCUGCCGACGAGGAGGCCCUCGAAGCGCUCCUGCAGCAGGACGGCCUGCGCCUCCUGUGGUCUCACCUCAAGAACCCCAACUGCCGCGUCCAGGCCUCCGCCGCCAACGCUAUCUGCACCUGCCUCCAGCAAGAGUCGGAAGACCUUGCGGAGGUCGUGAGGAGCUUGGUGGGCGGCAUCGAGCUCCUGGUGUCGCUGCUGGAGAGCGAGAGCGAGGCCGUGCUGUCCGCCGUGUGCGCCGCCAUCGCCAGGAUCGCCAGAGACCCGCAGAACCUCGCCAUCAUGACGGACUACGGCGCCGUCACGUCCCUCUCCAAGCUCGCCGUCAGGAAAGCCCAGCUAAAGCCCGAGGAAGAGCAACACGAGGAGGAGGUCAACAUUGCAACCCCAGCAGCGGACUCAAUCUUAAAGUUGUUAUUCCCAUUAGACACAAGUACCUCGGUGUGUAUCUUAGUAGAGCCCAUGCGUGCAUACAUACCUUUCUUGUAUUUGUUAUCCAAGAAUUCCUUCCUUUGCUCUUUGGUGGCGCAUCGCAAUUUUGAGUCGAAGGUGGACUUAGAGAGCGUCCGAGUUUCUCCCAAGCCCCAGAAGGAGGACAAGAAGGGCCAGGUCGACCUCGACGGGGGGGUGCAGGCAGUCACGGCCGGUGCUGUGUUACCCUGA
Messenger RNA from Penaeus indicus, 2352 nucleotides. RefSeq names its product outer dynein arm-docking complex subunit 2-like. The record is from RefSeq and is a predicted model, not a curated record. Lineage: Eukaryota; Metazoa; Arthropoda; Malacostraca; Decapoda; Penaeidae. The coding region runs from base 1 to 2352 and encodes 783 amino acids. The transcript is spliced from 14 exons. Gene Ontology annotation, molecular function: protein binding.